UACUAACAUAUCAAUUAAUCCAAACCCAAAAUGAUUUUCGUUCUUUUUCUCUUAACUCUUCUCUCACAUUCCACAUCAAAUGCUUCAGUACUAGACUUCUGUGUAGCAGAUUUAUCUUCUCCACAAACCCCUUCAGGCUACCCUUGCAAAUCAUCAGUAACAAUCAAAGACUUCGUUUUCUCAAACUUCAAUGAAGGAAACACUUCCAACUUUUUCAAAUUCUCAGUAACACCAGCAUUUGUUAAUCAGUUUCCAGCUGUUAAUGGUCUUGGUAUAUCCGCAGCAAGGUUAGACCUAGACAUUGGUGGCGUUCUACCAAUGCAUUCGCAUCGCGGCGCUUCGGAGUUAAUGAUUAUGGUUCAAGGUCGUAUAACUGCUGGUUUUAUUUCUUCUGAUAAUAAAGUUUUUGUUAAAACACUUUCCAAAGGUGAAGUUUUGGUUAUUCCACAAGGUCUGUUGCAUUUUCAGUUCAAUGCUGGAAGGAAUAAAGCUACUGCUUUUCUUACACUUAGUAGCUCAAACCCUGGUUCACAAGUUGUUGAUCUUGCUUUGUUUGGUAAUAAUUUGAAUUCUGCUUUUGUGGAGAAAAGUACUUUGCUUGAUCAUGCUCAAGUUAAGAAGCUUAAAGCUAUUUUUGGUGGGAGUGGCUAGGUUUAGUUAUAUUGAGUUUUGUUGUUUUAUUAUCCAAACCAAUGUUGUUUGUUAAGGUUUGGUGAUUGUUUAGUCAUUUAAAUUCAUUAAUAAAAAUCGUGUGUAUGUUUUUUCUCCUUUCA
Messenger RNA from Lathyrus oleraceus (garden pea), 773 nucleotides. Its product is annotated as auxin-binding protein ABP19b. The transcript has a single exon. Gene Ontology annotation, molecular function: manganese ion binding. The record is from RefSeq and is a predicted model, not a curated record. Lineage: Eukaryota; Viridiplantae; Streptophyta; Magnoliopsida; Fabales; Fabaceae. The coding region runs from base 31 to 651 and encodes 206 amino acids.